Messenger RNA from Canariomyces notabilis, 2062 nucleotides. RefSeq lists its product as uncharacterized. The record is from RefSeq and is a predicted model, not a curated record. Lineage: Eukaryota; Fungi; Ascomycota; Sordariomycetes; Sordariales; Chaetomiaceae. The transcript has a single exon. Bases 131 to 1804 code for a protein of 557 amino acids.
UCGUUGAUGCAAAUAGCAUUGUAACAAAGACAUUAUAUAUGAAUAGCCCCAUACUCGUACAAUUGAGCUAUUGUUUUUCUGAACUGGAGCAUCACCGUUCCGAACAAAGGAUCAAACGGUGGUAUAUAAGAUGUCCAACCCCUUUCUUUCAUCGUCAGGAUAUUCAGUCAGAAUAGGUCCACACUUACUUCCAAGUCGCUACCUACCUAGUCAACAGAGAUCCGACAGAUCGCUGAGACAAGCCUCUCCAAAAAGAUUACACUCUAAUCCAAAAGUAAAACAGAUAAACCGCGAGAAAUCAUUCCAGAUGUGUCUCAUGGAGGUUUUUGAGCACCGCGUCUGUCGGCACCGCGUCAAGAGCGGAGUGGUUGACAAAUGCACAAAAUACUAUAGUCUGGAAGCAGCGGCGAAGAGGUCGAUGGACUCGGACUUCGACUUCUAUAGCUGCGGGACACUGAACUAUGCCAUCGUCCAAAAAGAUGGUUUCUGCUCUGACAACUGCCCGGCAGUAUCGAAGACAGCCAAAGAGCCCGCUCGAAGGAAGAAAGAAGCUCGCGAGGAUGCGAAGAAACAGGAGCGAGGUAAGGUCCUGUGGGGACGGAAGGAGGGGAGGGAGCAAGCAGAAUUGCGGGAUAAGGAGGGCAAGUUGAGGAUUACACCACUCUGGGAGACGGCCGUGGGUGGAACAGCUGCUCGCAGAGCGCCUGAUCAGCCACCGGCCACAUCGACACCUCGAACAAGGCAAUCGAUGCCACAGAGUGCCCCCCCUCGGCUUGCAGACCGCCCUCUCCACCCCAAUGCCUUGAGCAGCCCACCACCCCAUUCCAAUGCACUUGAGAUACGAGCUGACACCAACCGGCCAGACGCAUAUAGACAGGGAACGCCAAGCCGACGGGGGGUGCCUGAAGCCAGGUCCCCGGCCGUGACGAGAGGCGUUGCCAGAAAUCAGCCAGUUUUGGUAAGACCCCCAGCUGUUUGCCAGCCGUCACGGGCAACUUCCAGCAACGCCCUGUGUCAUAAUCAUCAGACGUCAAGUCUUCAAGCCAGGCCACCCCAAACACAGCAGAUUCGACGGAAACCUGUGCCGGGCCAGAGAGCCGGGACAUACCCUCCACCACCAUCUCAAGAGCAUGCGACGUCAGAUCUUGAAGCCAGGCCGCCACAGGCACAUCAGAUCCGGCGAAAACCUGUGCCGGGCCAGAGAGCCGAGACAUACCCACAACCACAAUCUCAAGCGCCACCGUUUUCACUAGAGGAUUGUGCAGGCCCUCCGGUCCCGCCAAAAGACCCGCCGAGGCGGCCAUAUCCCAACGUGGCCCCUCCCCAGUCUACCGCGGCCAGUGCAUCAGACAGGAGAACCCCGAGACAAGCAUACGGGGAAGUUGAUCCUGAGCUCGUGCCAGCGCCGCUGUUUGCUAAUCGUCAGCCGGAAAGAGCAGCACGACGAGACCUGACGAUACAGGGAAGCAACCCCUCGCCGGGUGUUAGAAGAGAUCCGGUUGCAGUCGAAGGUUACCCGCCGAAUCCCAGCAUCGAGCAUGGGCGUCUACCCGCACGGGCAAGUAGUCAUCCACCAGCAGCGAUAAGGGGUCCGGUUGCAGUCGAACGUUACCGCCCGAACCUCAUGUUUGCUAACCAGAGGCGGGCAGCGGAAGAAGCGUCGAAAAAUCCAGGGACUCGAAAGAGUAGGAACAGCACCCGCAUCCUUUGCAACUUGUUCAAAAGGCGGAGCCCCAGCCCGGAUUUUGUCAGCCGAGAUGCAGCACGGGUUGAACAAGGACGGGGUUCUUCUUGGCGCAGCUAGAAUAGGUACAUAGCAGGUAAGCGAGGGUUUGGUCCCCGGGGGAGAUGGUGCUAGCCCGCGAGGGUGGACUUCAAUUUGCUCUUUCCGUUGCGUUUCCAUUUGUUUGGGUCAGGACAUCCAGAGUAAUUAUACACGAUCAAAUAAUAGCAUUGCCUUAGUAUGAGUGCAAAUGAGUGAAAAAGAAACAAUUCAGUUCAUUGUGACCGGUGGUUCCAACAAAGACUGAGUGAUGGCCGUUGAUAGGAGGAUGAAGUCGGG